Molecule: messenger RNA, 588 nt
Organism: Echinostoma caproni
Lineage: Eukaryota; Metazoa; Platyhelminthes; Trematoda; Plagiorchiida; Echinostomatidae
Source: the annotation of a GenBank genome assembly
CGUUUGGCUCCUGUCCGAUUUCGUCAAGAUCAGUCUUCUCUCUCUGUCCUGUUCACUGUCCGAGGGAUUUUACCCGAUAGCUUCGUGCUCCAUUGGUCUUCUGUACCGUUGUCUUCCCCAACAACUGUAGAUCCCUUAUCUGGCGAAGAAAAUUCGUUGCUGGACCUUGGUGCACCUAAUGAAACUUUGUUACUUCUGUUCAACUUCUCCAGUCGCGGAAGUGGGGGCUGCACGAUGGACUGGGGUGUGGUUCUGCGUUGUCCGUCAGCCCGAGUAAAAGAUGCAGAUUUAGGUCACGAAAAUAUCCGUAUCACCUCGCUGGAUCAAGACGCUACUAUUAAAUCACGCACAUCAGAAGAGAGUUUCGACUCCACACUCACUAUCCAACCUCCGCAUUCCAUUCCCCCACGGGUGAUCAGCACAGCAUUUAGUCCUAUAAAUGCCGUGGUUGUUCUAGAAAAGCCUCCCUGUGCAGCAACUGAGUGCAGUGCAACAAACAUUCAACGAAAAUUUGACGCUUGUUGGUGGACUUCCGUCGCUACUGGUCGCACUUUAAUAGCUGGAAUGCAGGUCAGUUUUCCUAAAUAA